Messenger RNA from Oncorhynchus masou masou (cherry salmon), 1803 nucleotides. RefSeq lists its product as uncharacterized. The record is from RefSeq and is a predicted model, not a curated record. NCBI's taxonomy places the organism in Eukaryota, Metazoa, Chordata, Actinopteri, Salmoniformes, Salmonidae. The transcript has 6 exons. The coding region runs from base 1 to 1260 and encodes 419 amino acids.
AUGCGUUUCCACCAGAGAAGAGCUUUGACUGGGAUGAGCGGGAGCUGCCCGACCAUAAAGGUGGGAGGGCCAAGAUUCCAGAGGUGGCGGAACGGAGUAGGGUUUGAGCAUAGCCUGAAGGUAAGGAGGUGCAGUUCCCCUUGCUGCUCCAUAGGCAACCACCAGGGUCUUGAAGAUGAUCCGAGCUUCGACUGGAAGACAAUGCAGUGUGCAGAGGAGCGGGGUGACAUGGGAGAACUUAGGACGGUUGAACACCAGGUGGGCUGCAGGAUUCUGAAUAAGUUACAGCGGUUGGAAGGCACAAGGUGGAGCCCAGCCAUCAGAGAGUUGCAGAAGUUUAGACGGGAGAUGACAAUACUCUGCUCAGCCCAGCAUUCAGCUCAACCUGAGACUCGGCAGGUGAAUGGCAUCGUGGGAACGUUUUUCAAUUUUCCAGAGCGGGUGUUCAACUCUGGCAGUUUACUUUAUGGAGGUCUUGGCAAUAUUGCACAGGUGUACCCUGUUAAACAAAGUAAUACCAACCUUGAGGAGAGAUUUAAAAACCGCCUUCACUGGAACAAUGUUACUGGAGUCUUCACUUUGUCAGACCUAAAAAUAGAUGAUUCUGGGGUUUAUACUGUGGAGAAUACAGAUGAAGGGAAGACGACACAUAUAUUUCAGCUUACUGUGUACUAUGUUCUGUCCAAACCUCAGGUGACAGUCCAUGAUAACAUCUCCUGUAGCGUGGUGUGUUCUGUGGAGAACGGGAGAGAGGUGACCCUGUCCUGGUACAAAGGAGGGAAGAUACUCAACCAGACCAGCAGCCCUGACCACAACAUCACCCUCUCUAUACCUCUCAAGGUGGAUGUACAGACCAGAGACUCUUACAGAUGUGAGGCUGCCAACCCAGGCAGCAAGGAGGCAGCUGUUGUUCCACAUUCCUGUAUAGAGAGUGAUCCCUUCAAGGUGACAGAUGGUGAUGAGAGGACUCGAGGUCAUCUUAUUAUUGCUGUGAUCUGCGUUUUGGUUGCCUCGGGACUUGUUGGACUUGCAAUCUAUCUUAAGAAGAGGAGAAACGGACACUCACAUGCAGAUUCACCUGAAAGAGAGAAAGAUGACGUUCAGUAUGCAGAGAUAACUCACAUUAAACCAGCAGAAAACCAGGAGGAGCAAACAGGUAUACCAGGACUGGAGUCACUUAGAGACAACCCUAACCAGACAGUUUAUUAUACACUCCAGGUACGUCACAUGGGUGCCAACGAGGAUGUUGACACUGCAUGAAGGAGAGAGAGAACAGGAAGUUAAUGAGAGGGUGACAUGAUAAUCCACAUCCAAGAGAAGGCGUUACAUCCUAAAGAGGACGUUAAGACAAAAUUAUAGUCAAUAUUCAUUUUAGAAAACUUCAUGGAGACAGUUGUUCCUGAAGACAAUUACCAUUUAACCAAUGCGCUUUUGUCAUUUCAGUCAUUUCAGACUUCCUUUGUUGGUCAUUCUCACUGUCUUUUGUUGAAUUGAGCCUUGAUGAGAUUAACUGAUGCAAACAAAUUAAAUAACUAUGCCUAGGGUUAUUAGUAGGAUGGUCCCUCUUUUCAAGUGCCCAAUGUAUAGGUUAAAACAAAUGGAACCUCUUUAAUACAAUUCACUAGUGUGUUUGCUAUGCUACUGCUGUGCCAAAGCUUCUUUUCAGUUCUGUAUGUUCUGUUGUUUAAAUGUAGGUGCCUCCCCUGUAUCUUUUUAUAGCUGGUCAUUGUUUAGCUUGCCAGUGGAUAGCAGCUGUGUACAUAAAAAGCAGAUGUUUGGUGAGAUAAAGCCACCUAUUCCUCA